AUGAGUCAACUCGCGGAUGACCAGCCUCGGCGUCUACCCUACACAGGCUCAUGUCACUGCGGCAAUAUUCGCUACGUCGUCUUCCUGACUCUCCCUCCUGCAUCGCUGAUCGGGUUGUCUAAACCACCACCAUCGCGAGGAGUUCAGCGCAUCUACAGGUGCAACUGCACGGUCUGCCACAAGUCGGGGUUUCUGCACGUCCGUCCUGCGUCUGCGUUCGACGACUUCCUCCUGCUGUCCCCGCUCAACCCGUUGGACAGCUUGGGCGAUUACCUGUGCAACAAGCAGACGCUGCACAAUCUCUUUUGUAAGACAUGCGCGGUGCGAUGUUUCACCAUUCAUGGCGAGGGAGAAGUCGUCGAGACUAGCCUGCCAAGAGCAAUUGCUUUGCCUAGCACAUCUAGCUCCGAGGAUGAAGCUGUCUCCGUCAACGCUUGGAGACUUAAGCCAGUGGAGUUGACGGAAGGCAUCCCUCACCAGGGCUCAUAUCUCAGCGUCAAUGGACACACGAUAGAUCCAGGACAAGAAGGCCUUGAUCUGCGAGAGUGGGUUUCCACAAAAGCCAUAGGAUACCUUGAUUGCUUCCACAGCCCCGAUGAAAGAAAGCCGCCGCGCUGUGACAGGCCUCAAAUAGGUGGCUCAUACUAA
This is a messenger RNA of Trichoderma gamsii, 648 nucleotides long. RefSeq lists its product as hypothetical. The record is from RefSeq and is a predicted model, not a curated record. The transcript has a single exon. Gene Ontology annotation, molecular function: carbon-sulfur lyase activity. Lineage: Eukaryota; Fungi; Ascomycota; Sordariomycetes; Hypocreales; Hypocreaceae. The coding region runs from base 1 to 648 and encodes 215 amino acids.